AUGCGACGCGUGGUAGUCACUGGCCUGGGUGCCAUAACGCCACUGGGAGUAGGUAUUCGGCGGACCUGGACCCGACUUCUUGCCAGCGACUGCGGUAUUGUCAGCGUUGCGAAUCUCGAACCCUCAGCACGAUGGAAGGAGCUUCCCAGUACCAUUGCCGGAGUUGUACCUCAUGGAAAGAGGGAGGAAGGCAGGUGGCAGGCCUCGGACUGGUUAGCUAAGGGAGAAGAGCGCCGGAUGGCAAAGUUUACGCAGUAUGCGGUUGCUGCCACAGAGAUGGCUCUCGAAGAUGCUGGGUGGAAACCGCAAAGUCAGGAAGACAAGGAGGUGACUGGCGUUUGUUUGGGAAGUGGAAUUGGAAACCUGGAGGAGCUCUAUAAUACCAGCAUAGCCUAUGAUAAGACCGGAUACAAGAAAGUAUCGCCAUUGUUCGUCCCCCAGCUACUCAUCAAUCUGGGCGCAGGACAUAUCUCUAUGAAGUAUGGCUUGCAGGGGCCCAAUCAUGCUGUCACGACUGCUUGCACCACCGGGGCACAUGCCAUUGGAGACGCCUCGCGCUUUAUUGCUUUCGGUGAUGCAGACGUUAUGAUCGCAGGUGGUUCCGAAUCUUGUAUUCAUCCUCUUGCUCUUGCUGGCUUUACGAGAUCUCGCUCACUGGCCACCUCCUACAACGACGACCCUCACUCCGCCUCACGCCCUUUUGAUCGAGAUAGAUGCGGGUUUGUGAUAGCUGAAGGCGCAGGGGUUGUUGUCCUCGAAGAACUAGAGCACGCAAAGGCACGUGGGGCCGAGAUCUAUGCUGAGCUCCAAGGGUAUGGACUUAGUGGAGAUGCCCACCACAUUACUGCCCCAAGAGAGGAUGGGGCGGGCGCCUUACUGGCUAUGAAGAGAGCUCUCAAGAACGCAAGUAUUCGGCCAAAGGAAGUCGAUUAUAUCAAUGCCCAUGCUACAAGCACUCCACUUGGAGACGCUGCCGAGAAUUCUGCUAUCAAGAGUUUAAUGCUUGGGGAGGAUGGUCUCGACAGCGAGAAUCAGAUCGCUGUUAGUAGUACCAAGGGUGCCGUAGGUCAUUUGUUGGGAGCUGCGGGCGCCAUCGAGGCAAUAUUCUCAGUGCUGGCAGUCAAAGAGAAUGUCAUGCCUCCUACGCUCAACUUGCAGAAUGCCGACAACAACUUCAACUGCAACUAUAUACCUUUAUCGGCACAAAAGAAAGAUGUCAAUGUCUCUAUAUCAAAUAGCUUUGGAUUUGGUGGUACCAACGCCUCCUUGGUCUUUACAAAAUAUAAUUGA
This is a messenger RNA of Lachnellula hyalina, 1290 nucleotides long. RefSeq names its product putative 3-oxoacyl-[acyl-carrier-protein] synthase, mitochondrial. The coding region runs from base 1 to 1290 and encodes 429 amino acids. NCBI's taxonomy places the organism in Eukaryota, Fungi, Ascomycota, Leotiomycetes, Helotiales, Lachnaceae. Gene Ontology annotation, biological process: fatty acid biosynthetic process. Gene Ontology annotation, molecular function: 3-oxoacyl-[acyl-carrier-protein] synthase activity. The transcript is spliced from 3 exons. The record is from RefSeq and is a predicted model, not a curated record.